Molecule: messenger RNA, 3969 nt
Organism: Echinococcus granulosus
Lineage: Eukaryota; Metazoa; Platyhelminthes; Cestoda; Cyclophyllidea; Taeniidae
Product: Inositol-tetrakisphosphate 1-kinase
Exons: 21
Coding region: 1-3969 (1322 amino acids)
Biological process (GO): inositol trisphosphate metabolic process
Cellular component (GO): cytoplasm
Molecular function (GO): inositol-1,3,4-trisphosphate 6-kinase activity; inositol-1,3,4-trisphosphate 5-kinase activity; inositol-3,4,5,6-tetrakisphosphate 1-kinase activity
Source: RefSeq, a predicted model, not a curated record
AUGAAGCGUGUUGGUAUUUUCGUCGAAGACAGGAAAUUUGAGAAACUCGGUUUUAAGCAGUUUCUUGAAAUAAAGAGAUAUAUCCAGUCAAAUCCUUCUAUUAAGUUCCUUGAUCAAUUUGAUGCCGUCGCGUUGAUAUUGAAUCGUUAUAUGCAAUGUAAAAGUGUUGCUCACGCUGCUCGAGCUGCGGGUCUAUGUGAUGUGAUUCUGAUACCAUCUUUUUGUUUGUGCAUUGGUGAUCUGGAAAUUGACAUUCGUUCCCUCCAAGAUGCCAAUGUAACUUUUCCAGUUGUUUGUAAGCCUCUUGUCUCGCACGGGAAAGCAGAGGCCCAUAAAAUGAUGCUGCUCUUUAAGGAGGAUGACCUGAGCCUGGUUAAAUGUCGCUCCGUGGUGCAGAGUUUCGAGAACCACGAUGGGAUCUUGUUGAAGGCCUACAUUAUUGGUGACUUCUUUCAUCUCGUUACAAGACCAUCCAUUGGAAAUCUGCCUAGAGAACAUGAACCAAUCUUUUUUAAUUCGCAAGAUGUUUCCAAGGGAAACUCACGUUCUGUUCUCAACAACGCUCAUGGUGUUCCAAGUGUUGAAGAUUUAAAUAUUGACAAGGCUUUAAUCAAGCGGGUCAUUGGCACCCUCCGUGCACGUUUGCGUCUCGAACUCAUGGGCGUCGAUUUCGUGAUUCCAUCCAACACUGAUCGUAAGCAGCGCUUAGCUGUUAUAGACGUCAACGUAUUUCCAGAUUACAGCUGUGUGCCAAAUUUUCACUUCCACUUGGAGAAUUUGGUGAGAGAAAAGCUGGAUUUAUCGAAGCUACCCUCGCCAGCAGCUGUCACGGAUGCACUGUCAGCCUAUGUUGUUCUUGAACGAUCAGGAACAGCUUAUCGCUUGAUCAACUACCGCAAUAACUCUGCGUUAGCACUUAGCGAAAAUUGCCAAUAUGGAUACGUGUAUCAUUUUAACUGUCGCGGACUGAUUAAUAUUCAUCACGAAAAGCUUUCAAUUACAUUUGACAAGGAGCGACAGAUACUACUGCGGACUGAGAAGCCCAGCUUCGUAAAGAACGAGAACGAGUACUACCGACUGACAAUGCAUCAUUGGGCUCAAUGCAGACCAGUGUCGAUGGAUUUCUUUGAUCGUGAUCGCACUCCAGACAUCUUGAAGAAGUCUGGAUCGGAUAAAGUAAAUGAAGAACCGAAACUGCUAGACCUAGUCAACUCUUCGGUAAUUCAGAAAGACGCCAGCGGUCUCACGAUUUACCUGGGUGAUGCCCGAAUUGAACAACGUUUGAACGGUGAUGUUAGCCUCUCAUGGAUGCAUGGAGAGCAGCUCAAUUCCCUCGUCGUCUCACCCCUUACAGGCGGAUUGAGUCUGUCCACAAGAAAUCUGGAGAUAAUUGCCACUCCCAAAAAUGAAAUUUACAUAUCGUUUGCAGAUUUCUUCGUCCAUGUAGAGUCCCAACAGAUGACUGUUAGCAGUGGUGCAAUAUCCGGUCGGCCAAACUACGUCAGGGGGCACCCCUGCCUACUGAAGCUGGUAAACAGUCAUGCGGAGAGUCAAAAUCUGCCCCAGUAUUGCCCCUACAUGAAUCACCCACAGAGCAGUCCCAUACACAGGGUCAGUAAACAUGGAAGUCACGGACGCCACGAGGGUAACAAUCCCAACGCAGGCACUUGCAAGAUUAGUACUAGCACCAGCAUUCCUCAAGCCGAAACUCCAACUACUACACUUUGUGGCUCAAUGGACACGGAGGAAUUGGCUCAUAAAUCGGCCAGUGGAUGCAAUUGUGCCAAAUCUUCUGAUACUUCACUACCGUCGAAAACAACAAAGACGGAGGAGUGUUCAGUAAACACGAACCCUAUAGCGAAAGUCGCCGAAAAUCCCGCAGGCGGCGGAGAGAUCCGGAUGCUGUCACUUUGCGGCGGUGCCGCGGUUCAGAAGAUGAAGGGUGAACAGAGUGAUGUAUUGGAACUUGCUGAGCUCUUAUGCGCAUCCAAAAAACUGGAUCGUGAUCGUGGUGAAGUAGCUUUGAGAGAAAGAGAGUUUGAAGCUAAUGAAAUUAAAGAUUUGGUCGAUUGGGUCAUGGAAAAGUCAGAGAAUUUGCACGAGUGGGAGGACAUAUAUGGUGCCUGUACUUUUGCGCGUAUUUUGCUUGAGAAAGUCCCGACUACUCUGUUGGAUGCCCACAACUUUAGGGAAGCGUUGAUCGAGAAACUUCCCGAAAUGGAUUCACAUUACGAAUAUCGGGUUCGUAUUGCAGCGGGUGAACUGAUGGGGGUUCUUUGCAACCUUGCCGGUGUUCAAGUUUUUGUGAGGUUUCUUCCUAGAAUCAAAGAAGGAAUUGAGGAAAAUUUAAAUCGUGACCCGCUUAACCCUGCCAAAGAGCAGGAAGAAGCUCAAAAGGAACUGGAUUUAGUUAUGGACACUAAUCCUAACCUAAGCAAGAGCUCUCUCACUCUCUUUCAUGAUACAGCUGGUUGGAAAAACCUUGAAACCUGGAUGAAAUGUCUUCAUUUUUGUAUUUGUGGCUUGGGUUCAGAACGUUUUAAGAUGUGCUGUGACCCCGAUAUUCUGACAAUAGUUUUCAAGGCUGUCAGCCACACCAAUAGAUUUGUCCGCGAAACUGGUUAUGACGUUUUGAGCACUGUUAUACAGAAUCAGGGUUGCGAAGGUUCUGGAGAAGGCAAUAUUUCAGACUACAUACGUGUAGCUCAGCAGCUGAGAACUGGUCUAGGCGAUAACUGGAGUCGAGUGAGGAUGGCUGCAUUAAAAACUACUCGUCUUCUUUUUCAAGUACCACCACCACCGGGACAAAGUUAUCAACGCGUUUAUCCAAUUCUGCUUCCACCACUGUGCUUGAGUCGUUAUUACGUGGCUGAGGGUGUUAAGGUCUAUAGCCAACAGACUUGGUGCGAAGUUACUGGUGGUCGUGGUCGUGAGAUCCUUACCGGCAUUCUUGAGCCAACUCUGGAUUACUUUGUAGAGGAGAGUAAGAGCGAAAACCAUGUUGUUCGUGAGGCAGCUUGUGCAUGCAUGGCAGAGGUAGGUAUCAAGCUACCACGCGACCACUUGCGGCCACAUCUAAAUCGCCUACUGGAGGCGCUGACGAUGUGCUUCGAGGAUCAGAGUUGGCCAGUUCGCGACGCAGCUUGCAUCGGUCUGGGCAACCUCGUCUCGGUCUUCCCUGCGGAGACUCGCGCCGCUGGUUAUACCGAUCUCAUGGCCGAGCGCUUCCUGCACAACCUUGUUGAUUGCAUCCCCUCAGUGCGAGAGGGUGCCGCCGCCUCUAUCGCUAAAGUCCUUCAGGGAGCCAACGAUCCAGAGCUCGAGAAGAUGUACUUGGAUUUUGCGGAGAAGCAGCUGGAUGACAUAGUGGAUCAGCCUGUGGACUCGAAGGGUGCUGUAUCGAUGUCUCGCGGCCCCGGUGCCAAUGUGGUUGUGCGUUCGGGCAAUGAGGCACAUGACGCAAAGCACACCAAUCAAGUCAUGUAUUCAUGCGGUUCUCUCGCUACCAGGGUCAACAAAGGCUAUGGUUGCUGCAUGGAUGAUACUUUUCAAAGGCCAAGCCAAUUAUGGGAAAGAGCUGAUGGAGCUAUCCGUCUCAUAGGUGAAAUGGGCAUAUAUGCACCGCAGAAGGUGACUGAUAGGCUUCUUGAAAAAAUGGUCAAUGCAGCAUCACUCACUCACUAUCCCCACCAUCCCUACCUUCUCGAGACUGCUUGUUAUACGAUAAAGGCACUUUGCGAGGGGCAGCAGAAGUCAGACUUUAAGCGGAACCUGGACUUCUUGCUACCGGUGAUUGCAUGGGCGGUAUCGACGAAUCAACCGCUUGCGAUUGCGGCUGCGGAGGAGUGUUUGGAGACACUCUCGAAGGCUCUGGGACCCUCGGUGCUGCGCAGUCGUAUUGAGGGCCAUCUUGAGUCAACCAUUGUCCCGCGCCUCCUCAACUUUCUGCCUUCUCCCAGUUCUCAUUGA